AUGACAUCCUUCCCUUAUCUCUUCUUGCCCUUUGUCGGCUCCAAGAUCCAGGCCAGUCUCUGCACUGGUAAUAGCGAGGACUGCUGGCGUUGGGGAUACGGCAUGUUCUGCAUCAUUGCGCCGGCUCUCGUGACGCCCAUUAUUCUCACCCUCACCUGCGCCGACCACCGCCCGAAGAAGGCCGGCGAACUGUCCUUUGCAUCUAGUCGACUUGAGACUCGCCGUGCCGUUGAAGCCGGUAUGAUGAGGAUCAAGCGUGACAGCGUGAAGGACCGAUUCAGUGUGUUUUGGAGACUGCUGGACGAAAUCGAUAUCAUCGGCCUCAUGCUCCUGGGUCUUGCCUUUGCCCUUAUUUCACUCCCAUUCAGUCUUGCCAGGGAUGCAGACGGUGGAUGGUCAAAUCCAUCUAUGAUUGCCAUGAUCGUCUGCGGCUUCGUGGUCCUCGCCUUCUUCAUCAUCUGGGACGUCAAGCUCGCUCAUUUCCCGCUCUUGAACAGACGUGUCUGGCACAACAAGACCUUCGUCUGCGCCAUUACCAUCGACAUCUUCUACAUGAUCAGCGGAAACGUGCGCUCAACCUACUACACAACCUGGGUCUACGUGAUAAAGCCUUGGAGCAACUACGACUGGGGCAACUUCGUCGCCAUCACAACUGUAGCACUCACUCUCUUCGGUAUCCUGGCCGGAUUAUACCACCGGGCCUUCCAUCGGUACAAGAUCCUACAAGUCUUCGGCCUGUCCCUUCGCAUCCUCGCGUUGGGAAUAACCUAUUGGGCCGUAGGAUCACACGCCAACACCGCGGCACUAGUGAUGUCUCAGAUCCUGAACGCAAUGGGCGGCGCCUGCUCCGUCGUCGGCACCCGCGUCGCCUCCCAGGCAUCUGUUCCACACCAAGACCUCGCAGCAAUCAUCUCCCAACUCUCCCUCUGGACGAAACUAGGGUCGUCUGAAGCCGCCGUAUUCUACGCGAGUGGCACCAAGGCACGCACGCGGUAUGCAUGGGGCACGCCGCAGCGCGAGGCGGGUAUUCGUGCCUUUACUAAUACCAUUCGGCCCAUGUUUCUGGCUGCGCUUUGCCUGGCUGUUAUUCCGUUGUUUAGCAGUUUGCUUAUGCCGAAUUAUUAUCUGGGGAAGACGCAGAAUGUUGUUGAUGGGACGACCAAUGGGGGUGUUGUGCAGGACGAGGUGAGGGAGAGGGAUCCUCGGGAUUCUAACAGGAAUUGA
Monascus purpureus is the source of this 1224-nucleotide messenger RNA. Lineage: Eukaryota; Fungi; Ascomycota; Eurotiomycetes; Eurotiales; Aspergillaceae. The record is from the annotation of a GenBank genome assembly.